AAGUAACUUCUCUUUAGGAUUUUGACUGAAAUUAAGGAACUUGACCUUGGCAAAUGCUCAACAUAAAUAACAAACCACAUACAAGAAAUUCCUAGACAUAUAUGCAUUCUAAUCAAAGAUAGAUCUGAAAGAUCAGUACGAUUUCAGUUAUAACCCUUUAAAAUUCAUCUAAUCAGCUCUGUAAGUUGAUUAUAGCUCUAAUUUCGAAUCCAUUGCAGUCCAUGUGAAAAAAUGACAGUUCUGUGCAAGAUUCUGUUUACUUUAUUUGCUUUUGUUACUUGUGCAACGACUGCUAAAGAUGGUUGGGGAAACUCAAGCAAAGCUUUGGAUUCUUCUGCGUCACAGAUAGCAGCUUUAUCAGCUCUUCUGAAGAAGACUCGAGCUGACUUGGUGAGCCUGAUGUCAAGAUUGAAGCACAUGGAAACAAGUCACGUUGCUGCCUUGAGAGGAAGAGAUGGACGAGAUGGGAUUCCAGGAAGAACUGGUCGAGAUGGCAAAGACGGACAUGACGGCCAACCCGGACCACGAGGCCCACCUGGACCAAAAGGAAUACCUGGUAAUGAUGGUAAGAAAGGACCAACUGGUAGUGGAGUCUCGUAUGUACGGUGGGGAAGAGAUGUAUGUCCUGGUGGGACUGACCUCGUUUAUAAAGGUAUCACUGGUGGAGGUAACUUCGAUCAUAUUGGUGGAGGAGUCAACUAUUUAUGUUUAACCCCAAAACCAAAAUACCUUAACUUUAAGAACGGGUUUCAAAGUAGCGGGCGAAUGUAUGGGACCGAGUACCAAGUGAGUGACAACACGGGCUUACUUCCCAGUAACCUUCACGAUCAUGACGCCCCGUGCGCUGUCUGUCACGUGACAACGCGAAGCUCCAAGCUGAUGGUCCCUGGAACAUACGAAUGUCCUUUGGGAUGGCACCGAGAGUAUUAUGGAUAUUUGAUGACGGCAUAUUAUAGUCACAAACGCCCARCCGAUUUCAUCUGUGUGGACGAGAACGCACAAGGAAGAACCGGUACCCACCAAAACAACAACGGCGCCUUGUUGUACCCAGUCGAAGGAGUGUGUGGCUCGUUGCCUUGUGGACCGUACGUUAGUGGCUACGAACUGACCUGCGCAGUGUGCACCAAGUAGAUAUAACGUGUGCAUCAAGUAGUCUUGGUUAAAUAACAUACUUAGAGCAGUAAAUUAUAGUCCGGAAGAUAACAGACAUAAAAUAGCCAUAUUGUUCACUUUUGUGAUAAAAGCACCAAACUUUCAGGAUAUAUAGGUUUUUGGGUUUAGAUUGAGAUUUGAUUAAGACCCACUCAAACUAACGACGCUGAAUAACAAACGUGUUGAAAACGAAAUUAAGUUGCAUUUAAAAAGAAUAAAGUUUCCUAAAGCUGA
Exaiptasia diaphana is the source of this 1386-nucleotide messenger RNA. RefSeq names its product short-chain collagen C4. NCBI's taxonomy places the organism in Eukaryota, Metazoa, Cnidaria, Anthozoa, Actiniaria, Aiptasiidae. The coding region runs from base 232 to 1131 and encodes 299 amino acids. The record is from RefSeq and is a predicted model, not a curated record. The transcript is spliced from 7 exons.